UAUCUGUCGAGUUGGGUGAUGACAGCAGCGAGUUUUGACAAAUUCUCGCUUUUAAUUUCUUCAAAAAAGUCAAAACGGGUUAAAAAUAAUGAGAAUUAAUGAAAAUAUUCACCGUAGUUAAUUAGCAGUUGCGAUAUAAUUGUCGUACCCAUAUGUUUGAUGAAAAUUAAUUUACGUGAAUAAGUGGGUGGAUUCCAUCUGCGCUAAUAAGCGGAUUGUUAUUUGUGUCAUGCCCGCAAAAUCGACGAAUUGUGUUGAUGAUGAAAAGCAGAUGAAAAAUGAAGGGUGUCGAUAGUGCGACAGGGGACCGUGAAGGAAUGACACACAAACCGAUUAUUACAUGUGCGGGAGAUUGGAAUUUAUUUUGCACUUUAGAGGCGCCCCUGGUGGCCGCCAUACCACAGGACUCAUGUGAGUGGAGGCGGUCUUAUGGCCGGGCUACCAAGUCUGUCUACCUAGAGGCCUCUUUCACUAAGUUUAAUAAGGACAGAGUGCAAAAUGAGCUAAACUUACUGAAGAAGCCAAUAUUUCACAUUUAUUGGACUGACUGUGUGGACAUAGAAUAUUACAAAACAACUCUAAGAGAAGACAUAGAAGUAUGGCUGAAACAACUAGAGCAAAAUGGAAUUGCAGAUUGGAUGAUAGUGCUAGUAGAAACUUAUGAUAUACGCAAAACAAACAAAUUGUUGCCGAGGACUACGGUUUUGGACAAAAUCAAAGGAGACUUUGGAGUGAAACAGACAGAAGAUAGAUUUAUAUCCGUUAUAAAUCCUAUCAAGUCCGAAGCAAGAAGUGCGGAGUCAUGGCGGUCGUUGGUAGCAAAGAUAAGGCAUUUUGUGCUUGUGGCAUACAAUAAAGCUCUUAUUAAGUUUGAAGAGUACAUGAGAGAACAACGAGAGAAACGUAAUGAUCCGGAUUGGGAUUUUUGUAAAUAUUUUAUUUUGCAGGAACAACUAGCAUUUGUACUUGAAAUGCUAGGCUUGUAUGACGAGGCUCUAGUCCAGUAUGAUGAGUUAGACGCUCUGUUCUCUCAAUUUGUGCUCAAUUCCAAUCUAACAGAGAGUCCGAAAUGGCUUGACACGUUUAGACAACCUGUGACAUCUUGGCAGGCGGUCAGACUGACUGCUUUGGUACCCCAACACCUUCGAGAACUGAUAAUAAAGAAGAAGGCUUCCUUGUUGGAUUUCAGAAGCUAUUUGUUUCAACGUCAAAGUGCCAUGUUACUACCUUCAUCGAAACCUUGGGAGAUCGCCUCCCGAUGUCUAUCCACAGUACACAACACAUUAGUAGAGUUAUCUCUCCUCGGUGCAACCGCGGUAGAGGGCGCUGCGGCGUGCUGGGCGCAACUCGCAUGCGCGGAGACGUUGCGAGCUUGCGAACGUUUGGCUGCGAACAAUAAUGCUCUCGAUAUGUGCACUGCCACCCAAGCUCCACUUUUGCACAAUGCUAAGGAUAAGUUACAUGAAUUAGGCAAGCUAUGCGGUCUUCUCCCUGGCUCUCCGGAUCCAACAUCAGAACAGCUGCACCUUGUGGUAAUGUUAUCAGCAGGGAUGGGAGACAAUGAGAAUAAUAACCAACAGCCUACACCCACUGACAGACUGAAGGAAGCUUUGUGUAGCAAAACCAGCUUCCAGCAGUACUAUUUGGAAUUAGCUGAGUUAGCUAUGGGCACUUAUAAGCAUAUUGGGCGGUUAAGAUUCGCCCGCCUAAUAGGCCGUGAUUUGGCCGCUUUCUACUCUGAGCUGGGGGAGACUGGGAAGGCGGUGGUAUUUUUGAUGGAUGCUCUACGGUCGUAUGAGGAGCAGGGCUGGCGGGACCUGGCUGCGCAGACCAGGCUGGAACUGGUAGCCGCUGCUAAGAAGAUGAAUGAUAUGGAUAGAUACACAAAGCUCUCAGCAACAAUAGCGAGUACAGCCGAACUAGAAAUAUUAGUCAGAAACUUUUAUUUUGAGGAAAUGAUGAAAUGUAUCCGCGAUGAACUCAGCAAGAAGUCGGAAACGGUACUAACCGAGUUGAACGAAUGUUUCAAGAUCGUAUCGGCUAGUUUAGUGCCGUCGGAACGCGGUGUUUAUAUCACUGACAAUAAGGUUCAAUGUCGCAUGACGGUCGUUAGUUAUUUGCCAAAAGAUGUGACUUGUACCAGGGCAGCAAUAAGUAUAGAGAGGUGUAAGGAAGAUAGGACGGACAGACGGACGCCUGUCAAAAGUUAUAAGACUGAUUUAAGUGUUAGCAGUAGUGCAGGGUCGCCUCGACGGGGGCCUCCCGAAGCUGACAAUGAAACUACUAACUUAAUUACAAGCAUAAGACUGGACGACUUAAAACCCAAGGAUCCACUAUUAAACCCUUUACACAUAACCUCACAAAUACAUUACAAAGAAGACAAAUCCCUCCAAAAAGUCACAGUUGAAUGUCAAAACCCAAAAGUGACGCUCAAAAGGUCAGACAGUUGCAAAUAUCGAAAACCUUCAGCGACAAUACGGAACAAUUAUGAAAACUGUUUUUCCGUGAAAGGUAUAACAUUAAAACCAGGCUCAAAUGACCUGGUCUUGGACUUUGUGACGACCAAGUGCGGGGUCUUCAAACUUGGUCAGAUCUCUUUGGUGAUUGAAGAAAAAUUGGAGUUUCUGUCGAAUGUUUUGAUAGGAACGAAGAUGGGAUGUGAAAUAGUGACGCAGGGCGUGAAUGUUUAUUUGAAUAAGGUGGAGCCGAAGAAGGAUUUAGUUGCUGGACUUGAACACGCUGUUGAGCUGGUCGUGAAUAGCGGGAGCUCGCAUAUUGAGGAGAACACAACAAUACUCCUGAAAACAUCAUCAGGCCUCCUAAUCAGGUUUGCUGAUGAUGAUACUGCGAUGUCUCGGGAGCUGAACAUCAAAGUCCCGGCUUUGGAACCAUUCCAGACCUCUAAAGUCCCGCUUCGGUUAUUCGCGACGUUGCAGCCUAGGAAGGAGAAGAGUAUUGAGCACUCUGUCUGGCUAACCUGCCCCUGGCGGGAAGCGGUGACAGAAGUGCCGUUAGACUUCACACCCCCCAUGGUAGCAUCGUGGCGACUGCUUACUUCAAACACGAGGAAAUUCAUCCACAUUACCCUCAAGUCCACCGUUGUUCAUCUGGUGCAGUUCGCUUUAACGGACCCCAAGCUGGAAUGUGAUGGGAACAAUGAUAUGGUAGCUGAUUUGAACCCUAAGAAUUCUGAUCAUAUGAUGGUAGCUUCGGAUGGCACAACAGCUUCAUUCAUGUGGGAACUGCUGAAAGAUCCUCUGGUAAAAGGAGGUCCAAUGAAGGCGACAUUCUCAGUACACUAUCGUCCUUCGGACGUCGAGGGCCCCGGCAGGCCGUUCACCUGCCCCUUCGACAUACAGGACUACACUACAUUGUUUGUCAUAAGGACCAAAUUGGAACCCAGUAAGGGUUCCGACUUUUGCAGGGCUUCGCAAAUGUGCUGUUUGCAGCUUAGUGUGCAGAGGGUGAACGAAACUGAAUACACGUCGCUUAUGUACGAAGUGCUUGCUGAUCAGACGAUGUGGGCGGUUUUGGGCCGUACUGCAGGGGUACUAACAAUGGAAUGUACAAGCACGGAACCACAGAAUGUGACGCUAGAUGUUAUGCCUCUAGUCGCUGGCUACUUACCGCUCCCAACCGUCCGACUGUCCAAGUACAUCGCUGCUAAUACCAAAGAUCCAAAGAAGGAUAUUUCGGCGCAUCCUCGCUUGGAACCGUUCAGCCCUGGCCAAGUCUACCACGCAGGCAAAGCGAAGCAAGUCCACGUCUUACCACCUAUGCCCAAGGAACAUCUAGAUGUCAUAGCCAACUAAAUGUAAGUCAUAGACCAGAAUGCUAUGAGCUUAGAAAACAAUAAAUUUUAAUAAAUUCGCUAGAUUUUAUAGAAUAAUUUCCAAGCAUUUAAAAGACAGAAAAAAGUACUAGCGAUUUGUAUGUUAUUUGAGAAAAGGCAAAUCUUACUAUUUCAAUAAAUCGACUAAAAAGAACAACACUAGAACUGUCAAAAAUACAUAAAUUGUGAAAACAAAUACGUCCAUUGCGUUUUUCGAAAUGUUAUUAAAUUGCAGGCUCAAAUAAAUAUGUUCGAUGUAUUCUUAAAUGUUAAUAUUUAAUAAAUAAUUAAAAAUAACAAUUAUACCUACAUUGGUGUUUCGUGUUAGAGACAAACGAAUUAUUUGUAUGCUUAAAAGUACUUUUAAUGUAUAUUAAAUAAUGUACGGCGUAAAAGACUAUAAAAUACAUACUUUAUGGAUGUAUUUGGACAUUAUUUUGAAGAAAAACGUGAUUUAAUACUACCUGGGCUGGGUGACUCGGCUGUGUUGGUAAUAGAAACUUGGUAAAGAAUAUGAUUGAGAAUGUAUUAAUACAAUCCGUCGCUUUACGAUAGAUUUCUUUAUCAAUACUGAGAGUACCAUCCCAGUUCAAUGUGCUCUGACAAAACGCACAAAAUUCACGUAAAAUAAUGCUCAUUUUAAUCCAUAUUAGAAAAAAAAAACACUACCAAUAAAAAUUUACAAAAAAAAUGCUUCUAUAAGUAUUAUGAGGAAAUAUUUUCUUGUCAGAUAAUAAAAUUAUAAAAAAAAAUAAUAAUAAUAUUAUGGUUCAUGGCAUUGGCAAGUUUUCAAGGGUUGAUUUUGAUACUUGCUUUUCAACAGUUAUGUUGUGCUCAAAGAUUUCACCAAUACAAUAAUUUAUGCAUUUUAAAAAUAGUAUACUUGCCCUCUGUUAUAAGGGAUUGGGUGAUUCUCCAAAAAACCUUAACUUUUAUUUAACAAGUCAUUAUCCUCCCAGGUUUUUAAGCAUCCUAGUAAUUUAUUUUAUACAAUAUUUUUAAUCGGUUGCUUGUAAGCAGUGGUGAGAUUUAAUUUAAUAAAAUAAUUAUCUGUGUUUUAAUCAGCAGACUCGUUAAUUUUCGGUUGAGGAUAAUGACAUUAUUCAAUUUUUUUUAAUUGAUGUGAAGAAUCACCC
Messenger RNA from Spodoptera exigua (beet armyworm), 4968 nucleotides. NCBI's taxonomy places the organism in Eukaryota, Metazoa, Arthropoda, Insecta, Lepidoptera, Noctuidae. The record is from the annotation of a GenBank genome assembly.